AUGCGCGCGGCUUUCUUUCUCGUACCCGGCCUUGUCGGCCUGGCCUGGGCGCAUGGCGACCACGGUAGUGGCAGUCAAAAGCCCAUUGUCGACGAGAGCGCAAACUGGAUCACGAAGCACAUGGCUGAGGAGCACCACGCCGCAGAUUUCGAUGCAGCCUCCUUCUUCGCCCUACACGAUUACGACACCGACGGCAACUGGGAGCCCGAGGAGAUCCUGCGUACUUAUGGCCUGAUGGACGAGUCUAACAAGCACGUCUCCCAGGAGCGCAAGGAUGAGAUCACGAAAAAGAUCAUGAGCCUGAUUGAUAAGAGUGGUGACGGAAGGAUCACCCGCGAGGAAUGGGUCGAGUUUCUCGGUUCGGGCGGUACUCUUCCGGACUUCGGCCAUGGGCCUGGACACCAUGGAGAUGACGAGUAUGAAUACGAGAUCCAUCAUUGGGAGAAGUAUCACGACGAGAACACCAAACUUGAGGACCUGACACACCCCGAAGAUAUCGAGCAUUUCAAGAAGCAUGAGCAGAUGGAAGAGGAGCAAGAACGCAUAGAAGCCAUGUCGAAACAGUCCAUCGUUCUCGCAAAUGUACCCAUGAAGUUCAGGAGGCAGUAA
Thyridium curvatum is the source of this 609-nucleotide messenger RNA. RefSeq lists its product as uncharacterized. Bases 1 to 609 code for a protein of 202 amino acids. The record is from RefSeq and is a predicted model, not a curated record. Gene Ontology annotation, molecular function: calcium ion binding. The transcript is spliced from 3 exons. Gene Ontology annotation, cellular component: endoplasmic reticulum-Golgi intermediate compartment; extracellular exosome. NCBI's taxonomy places the organism in Eukaryota, Fungi, Ascomycota, Sordariomycetes, Thyridiales, Thyridiaceae.